AUGGUUUGUCAAGCUCUGGGUUAUCAGUCAGGAAAGGAAAGGGACGGCUCUGUACUCUAUCGUAGUGUAGCUCCAGCAGCUAGCCACCGGCGGUCACCUCUGGCCCAAUCUUCCCCAUGAUCCUUCUAUUGAAGCAUAUGUUUGCUCUCAAUCAUAGAAACGUACCGCUUUUGACCCGGACUGCGACAAGCCUUUUGACUUGAGCUGUGUGCUGUGUGCUGUGUGCUGUGUGCUAUGUGUGGACACGAGGUCAAGAUGAGUAAUGAUAAUAUUCUCAUUCUUGAAACAGGAGCGUGAAGGCGUUAAGCCUUGUCAAGAAACAGGAGCGUGAAGAUCGUUGGAAACAGUGACACUCCGGCAGUUUCUUCAGUGAAGACUAUUUCAAAUUGUUUAUUAUUUCUUAAGUUUUGUUGUUUUUAAUCCUGAUCGUCCAUCUCUUUUAAGUUAUAACGGCUGAGAUGAAAGUUACGUGAAAAAUGUGGGGCCCACAAAUUGCAACUGUCUUUAACGACCAUUACUCUCGCUCUUUCCUAUAAAUUGUACUCAAUGUGUUUGAUGAAAUGCGAGAAGUAGAGAGGCUGCUCUGUUUUCUUUGAAAAUAUUCGUGCCUUGAUUCUUCCUCAUUCUCUUCAGUUCCUUUGAUUCCAACAUUUGGAAUCAGAGCCUGGUUGCGGAGACAAGACAGAAGAUGCUGCACUGUGGAGAUGCUACGGAAGGCAAGAGGUCGUUCGUUGCAAGCGGAGCUGUGAAAGGACCUGGAGAUGUCGGAUAUCCAAGUACGUUCCCAUCUUGAAUAAGACCACUUAUCAAGUGUGGGCGAUGUGUAUGCAACUCCACUUAGAGGCUCACAACUUAGGGGAUGCUAUUGAGCCAGAGACAAUAGCAAGAAAGAAGGAUCGACAAGCCCUCUCUGUGAUGCUCGGAGCCGUGUUAGAAGACAUCUAGACACAACUUGACAUCACAAAAAUGGCAAAAGAAACUUGGGAGCUUUUCAAAGCGAAAUAUGUGGGAGUGACCUGUCUCACGAAAUCAAGACUUCAAGGUCUCAGGCGAGAAUUUGAGAUGCUUCAAAUUGGAGAUGAUGAAACUGUGACAGACUUCGUCGGAAAAUUGUCUUGA
Spirodela intermedia is the source of this 1119-nucleotide messenger RNA. The record is from the annotation of a GenBank genome assembly. Lineage: Eukaryota; Viridiplantae; Streptophyta; Magnoliopsida; Alismatales; Araceae.